This is a messenger RNA of Cotesia congregata, 912 nucleotides long. The record is from the annotation of a GenBank genome assembly. NCBI's taxonomy places the organism in Eukaryota, Metazoa, Arthropoda, Insecta, Hymenoptera, Braconidae.
AUGUUUGAUAAAAUUAUAUUCGUCGUCAAAAUUGUAUACAAAAAAAUUAUGAUCGACAAUUUACAGUUGGUGUUAAUGAUCUUAAUAUUAUUUUACAGGCCUUACCAAUUACUUGGGUUUAUCAUGACAUCAAAGACGACUGCAGCAUACACGGCAGUAUUAAAUCAUUUUUCACAAGUGUUUGCUCCUCAUAUCAAUCCAUCAUCUGUUUCUGUCGAUUUUGAAGAGGGAUUAUCUUCAGCUAUAGAUGCAAUUUUUCCCAAUGCUAAGAUUAUCCGGUGUUACUUUCAUUUUUUAAAUGCUUCAAUGAGAAACUUGAAAAAAAAAAAAGGAACGAAAUUUAUGGAGCGAUUAAAAGGCUGGCGAGAAAGUAAAAUUUUUUAUAGAAAAUUGAUGGGAAUUCCUCUUCUGCCUCAGGAACACAUGGUUUUAGCUUUCAACUGGUUACUGACAAAUACAGUAGAUGAUGUCAAAGAACAGUUCACUGACUUCAUAAAGUAUUUUGAAGGUUGGUGGAUAAAGCGCGUAACACCAAUAAAACUUAGUGUAUUUUUAACGGAAAAGGUAACGAAUAAUGAAAUAGAAGCUUAUCAUCGAGUUCUACGGAAAAGAAUGGGCAGUCACCCCUCAAUUUGGCAGCUUAUGGAAUACUUAAAAAACCUCCAAAGUGUUACUCGAAGUGAGUGGGGUUCGUUGAUGAUGGGUUUAUCUAUUCGACAGCCAACGGAAAACAAGUAUAUUAAUAAAAAAGAGAUACUUCAUCGGGCCUGGAAGAUGUAUCAGGAUAAGUUACUUGAUAUACCAAAAUUUCUGGCAUGUGCAUACAACUUUUUAGGCUGUCUUCAAAAAUUUACUUAUAUCACUGAAUCUUUGCAUGUUGAUUUAUUUGUAAAUAUACAAGCACAUAAUAUU